AUGACGAACAUUAAAUAUGAACUUAUUCCUACGGAUGAGCUGCCCAGCAAAGAGAAGCCUCCAAAAUGGAUGGUUAGAAUAUGCUUUAUUUGCGUAGUGCUUCUUGUUCUAGCGAUAUAUACUUUGAGUACCACAGAGAAUCAGAACGAGAGCGGCACUGUGGUUUAUCCAAAUGAAUUCCUGAGUCUUCGGGAGCUCUCUUUGGAAACAAGUACGGUCAAUACUCGAAGCGUAUCAUCGAAUUUAUUGGAUACCAGUUCUUUCAGUGCUAAGGAAGGCACAUAUACCACCGAAAAAUCAUGGGAUAUUAUUUCUAUAACAGAGCCUCAAAGCGAAAAUGCGAUGUCCACCCAAGAGCAAUCGGAGAAAGGCUCAAAAGUCCUGACGGAGGAUUUUAGCGAAACUACCACAUUAUCACAGAGUACUGAAGAAUCGACAACAGAAACCUCGUAUGCAUUAGAAACGAAAUCUGGAGUGAAAUACUUUGUCAACAGCCCCCAGUGCCAAAUGAGUCAUCCGAAUUCCUUCGCCAGGAACAUCCUGCAAAUCUACAGGAAGCAUCAUUAUAUUGUGUGUGAUGAGAGUCCAAACAUGAUCACAGUGAACUUCAACGAAACGGACAGCACAUACAGGCUGCACAAGAACGAGAACAGCACGUGCUGCUUUAAACAGAUCCUGCGAGCAGGAGUACGAACUAUGGCGGACCACCAGUACAAGCUUCUACCGUGUGUGGAAUUCCAGCAGGACUUCUUGGUCCCAACUGAAGUGACUGCCAUGAUCACCUAUUGCCGCCGGCCUCCAUACGAUAAAGUGUCUCAAAAGGAUGCCUUUAGUUUUGUGCAUCCCCAAAAGGAUUUCAUCACUGAUCGCGAUCCAACUUUGGACAAAAGGCCCAGCGUUUUGCUUUGGGGCAUUGAUUCCAUUUCGCGAAUGACCCUUGAACUCACGAUGCCCAAGAUGUAUGAGUACUUGAAAGAGGAACGCUGGUUUCAGCUUCAGGGCUACAAUAAGAUGGGCGACAACACAUUUCCCAAUCUAAUGGCGGUUCUCACGGGAUUCAACAAGACCUUCGCCAACGCACAGUGCCAACCCGAUAAGGUGGGUGGCCUGGAUGCCUGCCCGCUUAUUUGGAAGGACUUCAAGGCGAAGGGCUACACAACUGCCUUCGCCGAGGACUGGAGCGUAUACUCCACAUUCGACUACUCGAGCAGGGGCUUCUUCCAUCCGCCGACGGACGUUUACGGCAGACCACUGAUCCUGGCCGUGGAGAAGCAGCUGAAGAUGACGCUUCAGAGUCAACUGCCCUAUUGCUUGGGUCGCAAAGCAUCCUCCGAGUACAUCUACGACCUGGGAGUCCAGUUCGCCAGGGUCAACCGGAAUCGUACCUUUUUCGGCAUGUUCUGGACCAACACCUUCAGCCACAACGACUUCUCUAUGCCCUCCGCCAUGGACGAGAAGAUGGUGCAGUAUAUGCGAACGUUGGAAAAAAACGGUGUAAUGGAUAACACCAUCAUCAUUUUCUUCAGCGACCAUGGAUCCAGAUUCGGACCAUUGAGGAAAUUGGACAGUGGUUUCGUAGACGAACGGCUGCCCUUCAUCUAUAUCCAUGUGCCUGUUUGGAUUCGUGAAAAGUAUCCGAAACUAGUGAACAACCUGGAGGUGAACAGGAAUCGCCUCACCUCGCCGUAUGAUAUCCAUGCUACUUUAAGGCACAUCCUGGAGUUGAACACUCCGCCAGAGGAGCUUCCUCGUCCGGAUGGCUGUUCCACAUGUCACAGCGUCUUUGAGGAGAUGGAUUGGUCCAGGAAUUGCAGUCAGGCGGGGAUUGAAGACCACUGGUGCGCCUGUGACAACUUCUCCAAGGUACCCACAACGGAUCCCAUGGCCAGGAGCAUGUCCAAUCAGCUGGUGGAGGCCAUUAACAAUUUUGUGGCUGGCAAAAAGGGAGCUGAUAGAUGCCGCCGGCUGAAACUAAACGAAAUCUCCUCGGUGCAGCAAAGGGGUAACUCAAAUCAGUAUCUAAUCCAACUGAGUGUCCAGCCUGCCAGCGGUCUCUUCGAGGCUACGGUGAAGUGGGAUCCCGGAGACCAGAGUAUCUCCAUCCGGGUGCCCAGCGUCAGUCGUCUGGACUCGUACAACGCAAUGUCACGUUGUACUUCCGUUAAGGAGACCAAAAAGUUCUGCAUCUGCUGAGUUCUAGAUUUGGAAACUCUGGACAACCGCAAGACCGCACAAAAAAGGACUCGUUACUCUAAUCGGUCGGAUCUCGGGGCCUUUGUUCUCGGAAGCCUAUGGAAACGUAUCUCUAGGGUUGAUCUUCGGGCGGAUGGUUAGUUGCUGGCAACUAUUUUGGCAAGCGUAAUUGCGGCCUACCGAUUGUGCGAAUGGAAAAUUAGUUGACAAUUACAUGACAAUUGGCAGAUACUCGGGUAAUUGCCUUGUGAUUAAAAAGAGAUACCGGCACAAAUUAACUUUAAUCUUUGCAAAUAUUUCUGUUAGCUGGUCUAAGCUGGAACUUGGGUGAUUUAAGAUAAAUUUGUUGUAUAUUUUCAUCGAAUUAUCACUGC
This is a messenger RNA of Drosophila takahashii, 2567 nucleotides long. RefSeq lists its product as uncharacterized. The record is from RefSeq and is a predicted model, not a curated record. Lineage: Eukaryota; Metazoa; Arthropoda; Insecta; Diptera; Drosophilidae.